Messenger RNA from Staurois parvus, 371 nucleotides. The record is from the annotation of a GenBank genome assembly. Lineage: Eukaryota; Metazoa; Chordata; Amphibia; Anura; Ranidae.
AGGACAUCGGGCUCACGGGGACUCAACGGGACUCCAGCUGUGGAUAAGGGUAGUCUAGGCGUGUAGUAGGGCAGUUCAUGACCCGGGUGGUCAGUGCACGCAACAGGGACAGUUCAGGACACAGGUGGUCAGUGCACACAGCAGGGACAGUUCAGGACAAGGGUGGUCGGUGCACACAUCAGGGUCAGUUCAGGACACGGGUGGUCGGUGCGCACAACAGGGACAGUUCAGGACACGGGUGGUCGGUGCACACAACAGGGACAGUUCAGGACACGGGUGUCAAUGCGCACAACAGGAACAGUUCACGACACGGAUGGUCGAUGCGCACAGCAGGGACAGUUCAGGACACGGGGGUCGAUGCGCACAACAGG